Molecule: messenger RNA, 679 nt
Organism: Triticum aestivum (bread wheat)
Lineage: Eukaryota; Viridiplantae; Streptophyta; Magnoliopsida; Poales; Poaceae
Product: ubiquitin-like
Exons: 2
Coding region: 83-430 (115 amino acids)
Molecular function (GO): protein binding
Source: RefSeq, a predicted model, not a curated record
CAAACCGACGAUCCAUCCCCUUGCUUGCUCCCCGAACGGGGCAAGAACACUCGUUUACCCGCCUCCUGUCUCCAUCGUCAAGAUGGAGAUCUCCGUGAAGACCCUCACCGGCCAGACCAUCACCAUCAAGGCCGAUCCUUCGGACACCAUCUACGUCGUCAAGGCGAAGAUCCAGGACCAGCAGCGCCUCGUCUUUGGCGGGGAGGAGUUGGAGGACGGGCGUACUCUGGCUCACUACGACGUCCGAGAUAACUCAACUCUCCACUUGGACCUGCGCCAGGCCGAGGAGGGCGUCCCCGCCGUGGCCGGCCAGAGCUCUGGCUUCGCCGUGGGGAAGCCCGAGCCCCGAGGGCGGUCGCACCCUGGCGGACUAUGGCAUCAAGAAUCAGGACACCAUUCACCUCCUACUGCCACGACGCUUCCGAGGUGAGACUUGAUGCAUGGGUGCUUGCCGGCUCAGUUUUCUACACGGUGUGGUCGAAAUAUGUUCUGUUGGCUAUUUGUCCCGUCGUAUGUACGGUGCAUGCAUGGCCUGCAAUAACCUAGCGCAAGAGUGCGUGUGAACAUGCCCGAGUUAAGUACAGUUUGCUACAAGCACUAUGCUGUCUAUACAUGCUUUCUCAGUCUCUGCUUGCUUGCCAUUAUUAAUACGAAACAAGUGCUAAAAAGAGCUUAUUGC